GCCACUGCAAUCGACGCUCGAAAAAAGGGUCUUUACCACAGCCAUUGCUCGAUAUAUUUGUCUGGCAACAACCUGGGCUGACAACUCUUGCAGUGCAGCAUAACGCGCAUUGCUGUGCUGCACCGCUGCACUCGCUGCACUGCGCUGCAGUGCAGCACUGUAAGCGAUGGAAGAACUCGCCGUCAGCGUCGACCUCUUCCUAGACAAACCACGCGAAGUAGAAAACCAAAAAUUGAUUUGUGCCGCCUGCGCCGCGGAUAAAACACAAUGCAUCUGCCCCGACGACCGCCGCGACCGCAAGGCCACGAAGAGGAGGACGCGGCUCCUGCAUAUGAGAGGCGUGACGUUAGGUGUCUGCGCGCACUGGAUGCCGCGCAAGGACCGGCCCUGCGGCUUCCCGCCGCCGCCGGGCCGUAAAUGGUGUAGGGAGCACGACCCCGAGCUUUUUGGUAGAGACGAAAGGAUGCCUUGUCCGAUUGAUCCGUCCCACAAAAUUUUUAAGAGGGAUCUGGAGGCGCAUCUGAAGGUCUGCGAGACGCGUAAAGAUAGGGAGCGGAUUUUGGGGAGGCCCUGGUAUUCUGAGGGCUGCAACGCCGGUGGUUCUGGUGAGCUCGGAAAUGACAAAGAGAUGGGCGAGAAGGAGCUGCUGGAUAAACUCAGGCUGGCCGCGUCUGAUAAAGUUGGCGAGGGCGCGACGGGCGUCAAGUCGAAACGCGCUAGACAUAAAACGCAAGCUUCGUUGAUCGUCGACACGGCUCUAAGGAUGGCGCCCUCUCUGUUCAAGGGAGACGACGUGGCCGUCGUCGAUUUAGGAGCGGGCAAGGGCGGCCUCGCUGAUGCUGUUGUCGCCCACAGGCAGCCACAAGCUGUCGUCUUCGUGGAACGCGAGUCCCGAAGGCACAAGGCCGACGGCAAAUUAAGGAGACUGGAGGACUUGGAGGUAGAAAGGGUGAGAGGCGACCUCGCGGACGUGGAUUUAGCCAGAGUAGGCACGCUGCGGGGCCGCGUCUGCGUCGGCGUCGCCAAGCAUCUCUGUGGAAGCGCGACCGAUUUGGCUCUGAAUGCGUUCGUUGCUUUAAGCGAGGCGCGCGGCGUCGCCGUGGCGACGUGCUGCCACCACCGCUGCGAGUGGAGCUCGUACGUGGGCCGCGACUACUUCCGCGCGAAGACAGGAGGCUCCGCGGCCGAUUUCGCGCGGAUCGCGCGGUGGUCGUCGUGGGCCUGCCAGGUCGCGAACGGCACGACGGGAGAGCACGCGGCGCCGGUCUGCGCCGACGACCUGCGCGACUAUACAUCAGAACAGAAGCGCGAGAUCGGCCGGCGCUGCAAGGCUUUGUUGGAUGCGGGGCGCCUCGACUUUUUGCGGCGCCACGGCCUCGCGGGGGCGCGGUCGGCGUACUGCGACGUCGAGCUGUCGCCGGAGAACUGGCUCCUCGUGGCCGAGCGCCGGUGUGUUCCAUGCGCCGACGCCGCGCCUCAGGUGGUGCGCAAGUCGCCGUGCAGCCCAGUGUUGCCCCGGACGCUGGAGGAGGGGGUCUGUGGUUGUGUGGUCAUCUAAAAAUAUUU
Pelagomonas calceolata is the source of this 1566-nucleotide messenger RNA. The record is from the annotation of a GenBank genome assembly. Lineage: Eukaryota; Pelagophyceae; Pelagomonadales; Pelagomonadaceae.